Messenger RNA from Cantharellus anzutake, 669 nucleotides. RefSeq lists its product as uncharacterized. The transcript has 4 exons. NCBI's taxonomy places the organism in Eukaryota, Fungi, Basidiomycota, Agaricomycetes, Cantharellales, Hydnaceae. Bases 1 to 669 code for a protein of 222 amino acids. The record is from RefSeq and is a predicted model, not a curated record.
AUGACAGUGGAUGAACGCCUGGAGGGUGUAACUGACCCACAUACUCGAUCUGCUGUCCAUCAUGCCCGGCAGAGGAUGGACGGUAUCAUACAGGAGGCAUUGAAGAACACAGAUUUUGAUUACCAGUCUGUGGCGAUCCACAACGACAAGGCAAAGAUGAAAAAUGGGACGCAAGGUAAUUUGAAGCCACUCAAACUUCCCCCAAUCAACCCUGGCCAAAAGAUCAUCUUGGACCACCCUGGGGGAGCAGCCAUUGAAGACAAAAAUGGUGUUCUCGUGGCGAUAAGGUUACCAGCGGUGUUUCAAGAAAUUCAUCUGGUCAAGUUUAACCCAUUGCCUCAGAAUGACAUUGUCGAAGCAGGUCAUGACCUAAGCCACGAGUUCAAGUUCCCCCAGCCCAAGUUCCACAUAAAUACCAAGGACCACAUCCCCCAUAACCUGUUCAAGUCAGGCCAAAUACACUAUGCCUACUGGCAUCCAAUAGGACAAAUGCACUUGCGUCCUGUUGUGAGUUCAGAUGCCAAGGAUCAGGUGGAGAAGCACAAGAGGUUCCAAAAUCGCUGUGAAUCAUUCUACCACAUUCUGAACAUGUACACCAAGCAGCUUGCUCCCAACUUUGCAAGAUGCAGCCAUGAAGUUUGGAUCAAGAUCAGGAAGAAGCGUGAUUGA